Molecule: messenger RNA, 309 nt
Organism: Peronospora farinosa
Lineage: Eukaryota; Oomycota; Peronosporomycetes; Peronosporales; Peronosporaceae
Source: the annotation of a GenBank genome assembly
AUGGACUCGAACCGUGCGUUUACAAAUGACGGAGAUAAUCAGCACUAUCUCAAGAGAACCAAGAUGGCGUCCAUGGAUGACGAAGAAAGAGGUGUUCUGAGUAUCAAGACAUUUGAGAACAUGGUAGACAAGAUUGAGACUAAAGCUCUAAAAUCUGUUGAGAGUGCCAAGACAAAAGUCAGCGAGAUUCUGAAAAAAGAGAGACAUGCUUCGGUAACAGUAACGAUCGAUUUACUGAAAAUGUUUGCAGCGGUAGCAGCCAUUGCAGUUAUUAGCGGGCUCAUUGUUUAUCAUGUCAGCAAUAAUUGA